AUGCUAUCUCUUCGACGAGCUCUUCUGGUGCCCCGGCUGGGCCGGGCUCUGCACACCAUGCCUGCAUACUCUGGCCUCGGCUCUCAGGCCGCUCCCACUCAGAUCAACAAGUUUCUGUCGGCCGAGACCGUCAAGUCUGCGUGGUUUGAACAUCAGCACGAGAUGCUGGAGCGAGUCAACGAGGGUCUGGCAAGCAGCGAGGAGCUGGAGGGUCUUGAUCUGCAGAGUUUGGCUCUGGAAACUUGCAACCGGUCCGAGGAUGCUCUCCACCACUUUGCUUCUGGAGCUUUUGCCAACGAUUUCUUCUUCAAGGGUGUAGCUUCUACUGUCAAGCCCGGUGAGGUCUCUGAGCCCAUUGAUGCGUACCACGGACUCUACGUCAGCCCCCGAGACCCCGAUUACCAGACUGUGAUGCCUGCUCUGGCCACCGGAGAGACCCCUGCUUGGGGCAACCACCCCGGCACUGACGAUGCUCUGUACGACCUGAUCCUGACGUCGUUCGGUACUGUGGAGGCCUUCCGAGAACAUCUGCUGACCAAGGCCGAGUCGAUUUUCGGCAAUGGAUACACAUGGCUAGUGCUGAGCAAGCACUCUGGCCGACUACAUCUCGUCAACACCUACAACAACGGCUUCAUCCAGAAGAAGGGCACCAACUCUGCCGAGCUGGCUGCAGAGGCUGCUGCCAAGCGAGCCGUCGAGGCUGAUGAGGCGAAGGCUCUGGCUGAGCUCCAGGCCGAGGCUCAGAACAAGAAGCUUAACGCUCUGGAGGAGAAGCUUCUGAAGAACAAAAUCUACAAGAUGGAGGUGGCCAAGCAGAUGCGACAGGCACAGCCCAAGAUUCUGCACGAUCUCAAGCCGCUGCUUAACGUCAACGUGUGGCAGCACAUGUGGCUCAACGACUACGGCGCGUUUGGCAAGCGAAAGUACCUCGACAACUUCUGGGAGAAGAUUGACUGGAACGUCGUCAAGGGACGACUCCAGGACCACUUUGAGAAGCAGACAGAUCUUAGCAAGAGUGAGCUGUUUGGACCUUACGUUUAA
This is a messenger RNA of Yarrowia lipolytica CLIB122, 1041 nucleotides long. Its product is annotated as mitochondrial 37S ribosomal protein mS42. The record is from RefSeq and is a predicted model, not a curated record. Gene Ontology annotation, biological process: superoxide metabolic process. Gene Ontology annotation, molecular function: metal ion binding; superoxide dismutase activity. Lineage: Eukaryota; Fungi; Ascomycota; Dipodascomycetes; Dipodascales.